UGAACACGCAAACCCUUUUGUUUUAAGUCAUUAUAGUCUUGGAGACUAGAGAGAAAGUCUUAUUGGAUGUCUACUAACACAUGAUGGGUUCCAAUUACUUGAAAUCAAGACGUUCAUUGGCAGGAGCUGGUCCUUCUUUUUCCUAAUAAUUUUGUGUUGAGAAGAAAGUAGUUCAAGAAUGUCGCUGCUUUUCAACCUCUACCCCACUUCUUGGAGCAGUUGGAACUCAUCUUUGUCUCUUUAACUACUUUCUCACUACCACAUUGUCCUUUACACCAAAAAUCCUGUUUUUUCCUGCCAACUUUGCCAUCUAUCUAGUUUUAAAAUGACUAAUUAUUGACAUAAAGUUAGUCUGGUAUCACAGUUUUGGUGUGUAUUGAGGGAGAACUAAGAGCCUGGAGUUUCUGUGCACAUUAAGAAAGCUUCAAAAGAUCCUGAUUCCGUAUGUUAAGUACAGUAACUAAGAAACUGCGGCAACUUUGCGCAAGGAUAAGGUGGCUGAUAUGGAAACGUCCAAGGCCAAAAGUUAUCAUCAGAAGGUUCGGAAAAACCCCAAAGGAUCGAUGUAAAUGGAAGCCUGGUAUCCGAAAAAUUUCUGCUCAUACGAACGACAAAGUGAGUGGGAAUUUAAGUACUGAAAGGCCGAUUCGAAUUGCCACAUUUAAUGUUGCCAUGUUCUCUCUUGCACCUGCUGUUCCAAAGGCCGAGGAAGCAGUUGUUUUUGGCAGCCAAGACCAAGGGGAUUUUACGUUUCUCAAGAAUCCAGUGGAGAUGCAUACUCAGGCUAAGCCUGUGAAUCACCAUCCCAAGAGUAUACUCAAGCAGUCUCCUUUGCGUGCUGCCAACCUGAUAAGUAGCCCAGAGCAGCUCUCACCACAAAAGGUCUCGAAACGGAAGGUGUCAAUUAAUCUUCCUGAUAACGAGAUUUCAUUAGCACAUAAAAAAUUUCUUAGCUUUAUUGAAGAUGACAAAGUGGGGUCGUCAAAUAUUAUUGCUAGCAGAAACAAUAGAAGCAGUGUUGUGUUGAGGUCGCCUGUCUGCCUGCCUGCAAAAUUUUUGAGUCAUUUUACUGACGAAGAGGGUUUGAAAAGCAGCAGAAGCAUUUUGGAAGUGCUUAGAGAAGUAGAUGCUGAUGUUUUAGCCCUGCAAGAUGUCAAGGCACAAGAAGAGAAAGGCAUGAGACCACUAUCUGAUUUGGCUGCUUCAUUGGGAAUGAAGUAUGCGUUCGCUGAGAGUUGGGCCCCUGAUUAUGGAAAUGCAAUUUUAUCAAAGUGGCCAAUUAAGAGGUGGAAAGUUCAGAAGAUCGCCAACGAUGAAGAUUUCAGGAAUGUGCUGAAGGCCACAAUUAGUGUUCCAGGGGCAGGAGAACUAGACUUCUACUGCACACAGCUUGAUCAUUUGAAUGAAAAUUGGAGAAUGAAACAAAUAAAUGCAAUAAUACAGUCAACCAACUCUCCCCACGUACUGGCAGGAGGUCUCAACUCGCUGACUGGAUCGGAUUACUCCCCAGAAAGAUGGAUGGAUAUUGUCAAGUAUUAUGAGGAAAUAGGAAAGCCAAGGCCAAAAAUCGAAGUGACAAACUUUCUGAAGGGAAAAGAGUACAUAGAUGCAAAGGAUUUUGCAGGGGAAUGUGAACCAGUAGUCAUCAUUGCCAAAGGCCAAAAUGUUCAAGGAACAUGCAAGUAUGGAACAAGAGUGGAUUAUGUUUUGGCAUCUCAAGACUCGCCAUACAAGUUUGUUCCAGGAUCAUACACCGUGAUUUCGUCCAAAGGUACCUCAGAUCACCACAUAGUUAAAGUUGAUAUUACAAAAGCAAGUGAGGCUAAUCAAGGGAGACAAACCCAGAAAGCAAAGCAGAAAGUAAUUAAAAUUAUAAAUCCUUGGCAUUCUAAAGGCAUAUGGAAGUUAAACACCUGAAGUUUCUCCUUAGAUUGAUAUUAUCAAGAUGCAUGAUUUUGUAAAUUACAUUACCUCUGACGUAACAGAUAAUAUCUGAAAGAUAAAAAGAAAAUACAGGAUAAAGAUUCAUAUCAACUUGAUAUGAAAAGUUGCUUAAUCUUUUCAAGUAUCUAUUUUAACUGUUGCGGCCUAAGUCAUCUGUAACUACAACAAACUAAAGCUAGAGCUCCCCGGUGCCCUGCUCAUCUCCUGAGAUUAUGUUGUUAAUACUGACAUGGAUUGAAGAAGUGGUGAUGUAAGAUUUCAGGAAUAAAUGUAGUUUUUCAUUUCUUGCA
Ricinus communis (castor bean) is the source of this 2234-nucleotide messenger RNA. RefSeq lists its product as uncharacterized. The transcript has 4 exons. The coding region runs from base 445 to 1917 and encodes 490 amino acids. Gene Ontology annotation, biological process: GPI anchor biosynthetic process. NCBI's taxonomy places the organism in Eukaryota, Viridiplantae, Streptophyta, Magnoliopsida, Malpighiales, Euphorbiaceae. The record is from RefSeq and is a predicted model, not a curated record. Gene Ontology annotation, molecular function: catalytic activity. Gene Ontology annotation, cellular component: endoplasmic reticulum.